AUGACUAAAAACGAAGAACGCCCUUUAACUAAAGGAGAAAAGCUCUUUUUAAUAAUAUUUUUGCCUAUAUUGUUUAUAUUAUGGCUUAUAGCUUUUACUUCUGAACACCCGGAUAAGAAGGAGGAAAGGUUAGAACGUGAAAGAGCUGAAGUAAAAAGGGUUAACGACUUCUUUAUUGACAGAGCCCAAAAUUCACCUUCUUCUCAGACAUUAAAUGACAAUCGGAUUCCAGAAGAUGAAGUAAACCAGCAGAUCCCAGAACAUAACGAAGCUCCUAAUUUACCACCCCCAGUUUAUAGAAGGGUAUAA
Messenger RNA from Scheffersomyces amazonensis, 309 nucleotides. RefSeq lists its product as uncharacterized. The record is from RefSeq and is a predicted model, not a curated record. The transcript has a single exon. The coding region runs from base 1 to 309 and encodes 102 amino acids. NCBI's taxonomy places the organism in Eukaryota, Fungi, Ascomycota, Pichiomycetes, Serinales, Debaryomycetaceae.